AAAAGACCGCUGGUUUGAAUUUAAUAGACAAGUGAUAUGGAGUAUCAGAGCAUGGGAUAUUUGCUGUUAAUUUUUUGCUUGAGUGCUUUGUAUGAGCGAGUUUCACCUGUUGGAAGUUUCCAAGAUUAUUUACAGGAACAAAAUUUGGAAAAAACGGCAGCAUUUGAUUGUGACUUGACCAUCCGCAGUCAAAACGCAUUCAUUCGCUCUCCCGGAUAUCCCGGGAAAUAUCCUCGGUAUACGCGCUGCGAGUACGUGGUGCAGAAAUUCGCCGAGAAUGUGUGCGAUGUGCAGCUGACAUUCGAGUGGUUCGACGUGGCCCGGAUGUACUUCAGCAACUGUUCUGCGGACUUCUUCGAGGUGCAAGACAGAGAAAAUCGCAAAAAGAUAUGCGGAGAAUUGCGAUCAGGAUAUACAAGAGUUGUAUCUUUCCCGGAAAAUUCAGACAGACUAAUCUUCCGCUUCCAGAGCACUUUUCAUCAGAAAAGAGGUUUCUCGAUACAAGUGAUACAAUAUCGAAACUCGUGUAGGAAGAGGAAUAUAAAGCCCCAUUCGAAAAGCGCCCCUCAUGUUUUCCGUGUCGCAGUGACGCCGCCCGCACCCCCUUCCUGCGACAAGGUUAUCGACAGUCGCAUAGGCCGCCUGUCCUUUCAGGAGGGCAAAGGCGCCGAUUCCAAGACCUGCACGUACCGCAUCCGGAAGUCUGAGCCCCGAGCCUGCGUGGUACAACUGGACUUCGCCGCCUUCGACGUGUACCGGAGCCUGGACUGCACGACGGACUAUCUCCUCAUACCCAGUGGUCGCAGACUGUGCGGGACUCUGGGCGGAAGCAGAAAAACUUUUCAGUAUCCAGCUGGACAAAACGAAAUUGUGAUCACUUUUACCUCAACAAAGGGUAAUUUAAAUUCGUUCGACAUACAAGUGGUGCAACUGCCUGGUCCGUGCGACAAUUUUCUCGGACUGAAUGCAACAGGUACUUAUGACCAAAACUUGACUUUGAAUGCAAAUGCAACAGAAAUUCACGAUAACAAAGAUGAGUUAAACACCAUCGAAAAAUUUGAUUCUCAUUUAUUGACCACUUAA
Uloborus diversus is the source of this 1083-nucleotide messenger RNA. Its product is annotated as tolloid-like protein 2. The record is from RefSeq and is a predicted model, not a curated record. Bases 37 to 1083 code for a protein of 348 amino acids. Lineage: Eukaryota; Metazoa; Arthropoda; Arachnida; Araneae; Uloboridae. Gene Ontology annotation, molecular function: serine-type endopeptidase activity. The transcript is spliced from 6 exons.